AUGAUUCAUCCAUCGGCUGCCACCUCUGGAUUAGUAAACAGAAAAAAACUUGAUGAAGAACCCAUCAUUAAUUUACAAACAUCAAAUCAAUUCAUUCACAAUGAACAACAAUUUACACAAAAAUCAAUUUCCAAUUAUUUAAUUAUUUUCAGCAUUAUUAUUAAUAUUUUACUUUUUUAUUUUCUAUUUAUUGUCUUUCCGAGGAGGAUAACAUCCAUUGGUGAUGGCUAUAAUUUACCAAAUACUAAAUGGAAUGAAGUAACAUUUCUACAUCAGCACAUUCGAUCAUCACCAUCAUUUCCAAAAUCAUUUAACAUUCAUGAUUUGAUAGCAAUCUUGCUGACCAAUAAGGAAACUACUGUUGGAUCCUAUCAAUGGUAUAAAAAUCAAUUGGAACAGUUUAGUUUGUUGGGUACUACUAAAUUUAAAGAUAGAGUCAUGACUAGGUUUGGAUUUGAUACAGAGAGAAUAACUUCGCCAAAUAUGUUUAAUUAUUUUAGGACAUUUAGUGUAAAGGAUAAUUGUAAAUAUCAACACUCAUGUCAAAUAUAUCCUUUCAAUGAUGCCAUACGUGAAUUUAAUAUGGGUAAUCAAUUGGAUGCUGUACUGUAUUAUUACCAUGAGCCUUACAAGUACAUUUCUAAACCACUUCACAGUGAAAAGAAAGUUAUUGGUUCUCUUUGGCAGAGUUUAACAAAUUUUGAUUUGGAACAUGUUUCAUCAAUGGAAGGUUUACAACAAUUAUCUGCCAAAAUUGAUGAUUUGAAUGGUGAAAAUGUUUGGAGAGGAAUGAGAACUCUUUCAAUUUAUAUGAAUAGUGAAGCACUUGUAGAGGAAAGAUUAUCAAACAAGAUUCAACUUGUCAAUGAUAAGGAUUCCAUGCAAAGAUUUUCUAAUUCUCAUAUAGAUAUUACUUCUUGUUUUAUGAAGAAUUGUACAGUAUGGAUUAACUAUUUGUAUCAACCAAUUGAUUUAGACUCUCCAAAAUUUGCAUCUAAAAAUCCAACCCACUCAUCCAUUUGUGCAUUCAUUUCCAAUUGUAUUGCUGGUGGUCAAUUGCCACUAAGAAGACUUUUACUGCUUCGUAAAUUAGGUCAAUAUGUUCCAGUGCGGCAAUAUGGAAAAUGUUUUAACAAUGCACAAGAAGGUCCAGGGGGAAAGGCCUUUGAAUUGGAAAAUAAUUGUAAAUUCUAUUUUGCCAUGGAAAAUUCACUCGUACCAGAUUACAUUACUGAAAAAUUCUUUGAAGGAAUGAAAGCUCUUGAAAAGGGUGCUAAAAUUCUAAUGAUCUACAAGGGUGCACCAAAUAUUCACUCCUUCAAUUUCCCAAAAUCCAUGUACAUUAACAUUGAUGACUAUGAGUCAGUGGAUGAGUUGGGCAAGUAUUUGAAAUUUUUAAAUGAUAAUCCAGUAGAGUUUGAAAAGAGAUUUGCUCAAAUUACUAAAAGUGAUAGAAUACAAGCUAAUAAGGCAAUUGAUGAGUUGAAUUACAAAUUAGGUAAUACUAUUCCUUGCAGAUUUUGUAAAUCUAUUGGGCAAGUUAAAUUGGCUAGAUACCUUUUAUUCAAAAUUGGUCUAGUUCCAAAAUAUUAUAAGGUAAACUUUGAUGAAUGGAAAGAAUUCAGGUCUAAAUUUAAUUAUUUAGGUGAGGAAAGGUUGGCAAUUUUGGAUUCCAUUUAUCAAAUGGCUUAUGCAAAUCUAUUUUGUCCUGAAAAUUUCAGAAAUGAGUUUAAUCUUGGAUUUCAAUAUUGA
Molecule: messenger RNA, 1752 nt
Organism: Naegleria gruberi
Lineage: Eukaryota; Heterolobosea; Eutetramitea; Acrasida; Naegleriidae
Exons: 1
Coding region: 1-1752 (583 amino acids)
Cellular component (GO): membrane
Molecular function (GO): alpha-(1->3)-fucosyltransferase activity
Source: RefSeq, a predicted model, not a curated record